AUGGCAGACAAAAACGAUUUAUUAAGUGAAAUAAAGAUGUUAAAACAAGCUGGACGGCAUCCAAACAUCGUCAGCUUAGUUGGCGUUUGUACUCGAGAGGGUAUGUUUUAUCCUAAUCAGUAUUUGUUGUAAUGAAUACUCGGCUCCUUUUUAUUUAAUCUUUUUUUGUUGUUGUUGUUUUUUAUUUUUAUUUCAGAGAAGAGUCUUGUUGUGACUGAACUGGUUCCGUAUGGUAGUUUAAAGAACUUCCUAAUAUCAAAACGAAUAGCAUGCGUUUCUGGUGAGGCGAGUCGUUAUGCAAAUGUACGUUUUGGCUUAAACGACCGGACGUUAUUUAAAAUCGCGUUUCAAAUCGCUUUGGGGAUGAAAUUCUUAGAAAAGAAAAAGGUAAGGGAAUAUACGUGUAAUACCUUUUUGCGUGGAAAUUUAAUACCUUCUUUCCAUUCUCAAAACGUGCUUACCUCUUUGUAAUAUAUCUUUUAAUACAUUUUCCAGUACCUUAGCAAUUUAAGCAUAUGAAGGGAUGGUUAUUCUAGCAGAUAUUCUUCAUAUAGAAGUUGUCAUCCGUGGAGUGGUAUUUUUCUAUAUUCUUCCUCUGGGGCCGUCUGUCUUUGCUCUGUCUAUAUUAUUACGAGCGACUUUCUGUAAAUACCACGGACAGGUGGGCAAGAAGGAAAAAUCGAAAUCCCCCAAACUUUGUCACAUCAACGCCGUUUGGAAACUAUUUUAGAAAAUACAAGACUCAGUUCGUUUGACUUUAUAUUUUCAAAAAUAAACAAUUUUUCAAUGUUCACCUUCGAGAGGCCUUUAAACCAACAAAAAAAGUGCUUGGUAUCCUCGUCGCUUCUUGAAUGGAAACGGAAACUAAUACCGUGAGUUUUUUUUAUAUAAAACAACUUUAUGAUCCUUCUUUUGUAUCUAAACGUUGUUACAAUUUCAAAAGAUUUCAAUCCGAUUUUUUAAUUUUUUUUUCAAAAUUACCCUCUAAAUCAAUAUUAUCGCGACCAUCAAUAAACGCGGGGUCGCACUAACCGUAACCCUAACCCUAAAACAGCAUUCUUUAGAAAAAACAAAUAGAACCCGACCCCGGCACUGACACCGAUCCCGACCCCGCGUUUUACUGACACCCAUCUCAGAGAAAGAGCAAUGCUUCCCCUAUCAAUCCGUGAAAUAAAAAUUUGGGGCAAUUGAAACUGCGGUUGAGUGACAACUGAAAACAUUUACGCCUCUCGCGUAAUCUACAACCUUUGAAUUUGUAGUUGUAUUGGUGAAUACAAGCGAGAAAUUAGACGGCAUUUGAAAUUCUGGCCCGUUCGCCCCUUUUUCGCCAGUUUAAACACUAAAAAUCGUUCUAGACUUUACAAUAGCAAUCAGUUUUUCAAAAGGAGAAGUAAUUUUAGUGUGCGAAAGUGAGCUAUGAACACUUCCCUUACGUGCGUAUUUGUUUACUUUUACGGUAUUUGUAACAGUUAUCAUUUAUUUACAAACUAAAUGACUUUAGUGUCGUUAACUAUUCUUUAAAAUGCUCUCAUUUCUCGUGAGACAAAUCGUUAUAGCUAUAAAAAAGGAAAAAACUUUGACCUACCUCACGUUUUUUGACAACAGACGCGAAGUCUUUAGCGAAACGAGAUUGAGUGACAGAGAACUUUGAGACGCAGGUUUUUCCGUGAAGACAGAUGCCAUUCUGAAAAGGAACGUCACGUGGCACCUUCCGUAACUAUAAAAGCGAAACAUGCAGAUCUUCAAAAUCCUUAGUUUCAUUGAAUUAUCCGUUAGAGCGACCCUGAAAACGUAACAAAACAUUUUCCGCAAGGGACUAUGAAGUGCAGGUAAGCCCUCGCACAGUCUCUUGUUUUCCAUAAACGCCUCCUUAGACUUUUAAGCUGUUAAAAAAGCCUCUUUUACAACAGUUUCUUUUUGAAAUACGAUUAUGAAUUCAUUACUUGUAUUAUUAGAAAAAUGCUAUUGAGGGGAGAAAAGUGGUAGGUCGUAGUCUGAACUGACAUUCGUCUUUUCGCUCCAUCCCCCAUUUCUGGCAAUCUCGAGCAAGUUUUGCAUUUCUGGGUAACGUUUGGGCAAAAUGUAGGCUUAUGGCACAUGUCAAGCCAGAAAAAGUGAGCAAUUUGGUAGAAAUUAAUGUCAAGGACGCCUGAACUGCGCCCGUAUAGUAAGCGCCCCUACUGACUCUGGCGGGGGACUGGGUGGGGAGGGGAAACUCUGGAAUGGAGCGAAGGGGACUUAGCUCUAAGCAUACAGCCUGUGUUUUAGCUGUGCGUUUGCCUUGACGAUAAAUUUCGCCCAUAUUUUCAAGCAACUCUCUAAAGAAGAUUGUAAGAGACUAUGAUAGAAGUGGUAAGCCCUCAUAGUCACUUGUUUUCCAUGAACGCCUGCUGAUUCACAUUUUCAGCUGUUAAAAAAGCCUAUUAAUUUUAAAACGUUCAGUUUCGUUUUGGGAAUGAGAUAAUGAACGGCUUGUUACACAAUAAUUAGUUUAGCUUGCUUUACUCGAUUAUGUUAAUUUAAGAUUAAGGUGGGUUACUACAGUUUUCGGGUGAAAACUAUCGACUUUUUCAAACUGGAACAUUUUUAGCAACUGAAGGUCUCUACUGAAUUGUUAUUCAUUGCAAUUGAUGUAAGUUAUCACUUUACCUCGUAAAAACAUUAUAUGACGUAGUUUAACGCGAAAUAUAGUGACCGAGCACCCUAAAAGGGAACUGGAAGCUAGACCUUUAAAAGCUGUUUUCUUAAAAACUAGCCGUAUGACUCUAUCGGAAAAUUUCUGGAUUUAUUUAUUACUGAGAAAUAAUUGUUUUUGGAGAGAGAGAAAAAAUCCUAUAGACAGAAUUUUUGCGAAACCCAAGAAUGUGGUAUUUUCUCUCUUUAUAAUAACUAAAAAACUGUCGAUAGGAGCCGUUUGAAAAAAUGUUUACGGUUUCGUCUUUAUGUUUCCGUAAAAUCCUCAAAAUUUGAACCCAGGUCGUACGGCUAGGUUUUGAGAAACUUAGCGUGGAAAUUGUCUUUUUUACGACCUCCAUGGAGAAAAGCAUUGCGCAUGCCUCACCGUUCGGGGAAAACCCUGCUGGUGAGAUCGCGCGUGCACUCUGUUUUCCCAUCCUGGGACUGCCUUUGAUUCGUAGCGAUAGCCACCAUUUGUCAAGCUAAAAAUGUGUUUGGACUAUCCGAUCCUUGCAUGGUUGGGUACAGCGUGGUUACCACAAUCGAAAAUUCACCACUGAAAAGGGAAUAUGGUGACAUUUAAUAGGAAUUUUUAAACCUCACUUCAUUCUGGAUUUGUGGACGAUAAUACUGUUUCACUUGUCACGGAAACCGAAUCGCAUUUUGUCUUCUUCGCAUGGUACGGAUAGUAGCUUCAUGGGGACGAUGUGGGGAAGUGGGGGGAGGGAAGCUACUUCCCAUACAUUCUCUUAAAUGAAUUCGAAACGAUGAUUUUACAACUUGCAAAGCGAUCAUCCGAUCAUCAUAGGUCUUGACAGCGGAUUUGUGUACAGAUCAUGCGCAUUACGUCAAAAACAAGGCUCAACGGUAUUGAGAGGGAACAAAAACAUGGUGGUCCAAGGAGGGACUGUUUCUCACUAUUUUAUUUUGGUAAUUCGCAAAUUUAUUGAUUUUAUGUCGGUUUUCAGACAUAGUGCGUGGUCUUCUUUUCUUUUAUAACGGACAAGUUUUCUCUACAGAGUUUGGAAUAUGCAACUUAUAGCGUUAGCUGCGUUUAGCUGAUAAGAAUUGGAAUCGAACCGCCGAAGAGUUGAGCUAUCCGUGUUUUGCUGUAAACCUGAAUAAAGAUAAGGUCGCUUCAAGGUACAGAGCUUUCAGAAAUAGUAGUGAUUUUUUUUAUUAGGAUCGUUUUCAAUUUCAACUUUGAAUUCAAGGUCAGUUGUUGACCGUCAUAAUAAACGAAGUGAAAUGUUAUGAUGUAUGAAUCUGUUUAAUCAGGUAUGUAAGCUUAUAUUUAUAAAGCUCUCUUAAAUAGAUUUACUUCCCAUGAAUUUGACCCUUUCUCCAGUAAUUUUUCUCAGCAUCAUAACCUCUAUAAUCUUCCGAUGUCCUCGCCCGGCGAAAACGAUAUAACCUUUAUAAAAUCGAUCGAUAGGCCAGCGCGCGUUGUUGUCGGUUAAGAAAUUACACGGUUGCAGUGACGGUCGUUUGCGUUUGGUUUCCCUCGCAGUUUCAGUACCAAAGGAGAAAUAAGUUAUACGAGAAAAACAAAGCGGCAUGAUGUAUUUUUUUAAAAUUAUUGAAUUAUUUCCUUUGUCGGUUCGCCUGUCGCUUCUAAAAUAUUUUCUUUGGGAAAAAUAUUGCACCUAUUGCUAUUAUCCGCUGACCACCGCGCAAGAUGACCGCUUUGCAACCAGUUGUGAGAACAUCGGUCCUCGGUCCUUGGAACAUGAAAGAAAGUUUAUAUGUUAACAAAGUGGCUACAUAGUUCAUCCCCGAGUAUAAUAACGUGUGCAAAACUGCAUCGCGGCAAACCGCCUUCAGAGAAAGACUUCUCCACAAUUUUUUGUCGACAAAGUCAUUCCUCGUUCUCGCCGGCCAGAAAGUCUCUCAUGGGAGCUAUAACGAUACUGAUGUAACUCUACCUUCGUGUCUGCUACUGCUGGCAAAAUUAAUUGUCUUGUUUAUUACGUACGCUGUCAGUGGCAGUGUUGACCAAAAUAUGACUUAGCUUUAUUCUUAUUAGAACCACGGCAUUAGAGAAACCUUUAUUUUCACAUUCAGAGAAUUUUUAGAUUUCAAACAUUUAGGAUUUAUUGAUGAUAACUUGCAAAACAGCUUGAAAAACCGAACCCUUUCUACAACGUGUGACAUUACAACCUGGGUCAAGGACCUCAUGAACGCCCAUAUACUAUUGUGAACGUUCUUCAGUCUCUUCCUUUUCCUCAAUGUUGGCUGCGAAAAUGGGUUCGCUCAGCUCAAAAAACUAUUCCUUAACAACAUUGGGAGAAAAGAAGAGAAGAAUUAGAGAGUUAAGUGUCACAAAUUGUAGUCUCGUUGUGUUCCUUUGUUUCUUCCGCUCGAAGCCGAAUCAUUUUAUGUACAUUUUUUUUCUCGUCUGUUGCAAAAGCGUCUGUUGUAUUUUACAAAUCAUAAACUAGAACAGAUGCUGCAGGUACAAAAUCGAUUAUUAUCCACUUGUUCAUAACGUUUUUCAGUUGUCGAAAAUAACAUAGUUGACACGUCAGUGCGAAAGUUUAAUAUCUCUUCGUCAUAUUCUUGAGACGAAAACCUGCGAAAACCCAGUAGUCAUAAUAAAAAAACGUUUUACUCACAUGUAUCUAAAAAGUGUGGUACAAGUUAAGUUUUCUUAGCGCCCUGGUCACGCUCCCUGUUAUUGGAAAAGACUGUAGUAAGCCACCUUAAACAACUAUAAAGGGGAAAAUGGAGAGAGGCGGUGGUCAAGAAUUGAAACUUACCGUUUCAUACAACUUUUUUAUCUUCUAAGAAGUAGUCCAAAUAUUUCCGGAAACUUUUGUCGAUGAUCCAAAGAUCUUCGAAUACCUUACGAAUUACUCUUUCGAUAUUUGGGUGAAUAAGAUAAACGAAAGUUUAAUUCACAUCACGACAACCAAUAUUAUAAUAUUCCUGGAAGAACACCUUUAUGAAAGAAAUUGCACGAACUGUUUAAUAUUUACGCAACCGGAGUCCAGGAUAAACGAAAAUUGCAAAACAAUAGUCAAAAUCAAAAACUUUUACAGCAAGUAAUCGUUGAAAGAUUUUUUUUACCCUUAUUAGCGUGGACAUAAAAAUAAAUUAUUUUGCCGUAAUUCCAGCUGAGUGAAUGAAAAAAUAGCAUUAUUAGAGAGAGUGCCAUUUUUUUUCUACUGAUUGCCAAACGCGUGGCAAAGUUUGGCUUGAAAAUAACUUUAUCUUGUGUUUUAAUAAGAACUUACAACUCGCGCAUUUUUGAAUGUAUCUGUUUCAGUAAACGAUCCCCAGCCCUAACGCAGGCUACUAGCCCUAGACGCGAACGUAUAAGAAAAGCGCGAGGGGUGGGCUUGGAAAGCGAGAUUUUCCCGGGAUUAUUAUUAUUAUUAUUAUUAUUAUUAUUAUUAUUAGUACUUUUAAUUUGUCAUCCUUUAUUUACGUACAAAGAAAGGUUGUGAAUAGUCCAUAUGUUGUAUUGCCUUGAUUCAGGGUUACAUGGUAGCGUCAGGCACUUCAUGAAAAAUGGUACCAUUGCUACCGAAAAAAUCUCAAAAGGAACAGUUUUUUAACAGUUAGUCCCGUGGCCCGAAAGGGCUACGGGUCAAUAGCCCAUUCGGCAUUGACCUAUGGCCCUUGAGGUCGAAGGGUCUAAUUGUUUUAGUUUCACCCAACUAGUCGGACAAAAAGCAGGUAAGAAAUACGUAUUUCAAACAAUUAUUGGAUGAGGUUUUUGUGAUACCCGGAAUAAUCAAGGUCGCGGUAAGUGUUAUCAACCGAGCCGAAGGCCGAGGCUGAUUCGUCGGGGUUAUCUGCUUGAUGAUUUGUGGACAAAAAGGGGAUGCGAAACUCAUAGUAACGUCGCCCUUGAGGUGUACGCCGAAGAACCAACAUAUCUCAGGUGAGCCUUCUGUGAUUUUCAUUCCCUUUUAAACAAAAGGUUAUGUAAAACCAUUCAGUACGGAGGAUUUGAGGCGGAUCCAAGGUAUCCCCCUCGCCGAGUUGCCAUGUUCCGUAAAGCUGUUGCAGUUGUUCGCUCGUAAUAGGAUUUUUAUGAAGGGUUGGCCCAACUUUCCCCUCCUUCAUCAUUUGUUUGCAAAUAGCGUUGAGGACUUUGUUAGAUUUUUGGAAGGCUGAGUCGCCGACUAUCGACCAUGGCUUGUUGUUGGCAGGUUGUCUUAAGUAUCGGUUGACAGCUGCCUGGAUCGCUUUAAGAGACAAAACUUUGAACUCUGUGCCCUCCUCUCGCCUGACAGCAGCGUAAAACAUUGUGAGACAUUCAUUUAACUCUUCUUUCUCCAUGUCUUGUAUAACUGUUUUGAAUUUUGUCUGGCCUGCAAACCAUUCUAUUAAAAAAAAUUGACUGCAAUAUGCUGAAAACACUUAUCGAAAAAAGCUAAUUUAAUUUAUUUUGAAUUUAUGGUAACUUGAAACGAAACCACUUUAAAUGUUCGCAAUUUCGUCUAGUAAAAACAAACUUAAGUUAACUUACUAUUUAAUAUCUUCAUUCCAUACUUCGUUGCUUUUAUUAGUAUUUUAUAGAAUGGAAAUGUCUAGCAAGUUAUCUAGAAACUCAUUUGCAACCUGGACAAAAUGCGAAGCGGCCGCCAUUGUUUUGGUCAGUUCUCAAAAUCGGCGAAUUUCGCUUCUCAAAGACUAAUAGCCCAGUGAGUGUAGCCAAGUAAAAUGCAGGAUUUUCAUUAGUCCACUCGUUAGGUGAUACUAAAUACACAUAACCCUCGACUAUCGAAAGUCCUAUGAUCCGAAACUAUCCAAAUUAAUCCUUAAUUGGACAGUUUUAAAAAUUGAAGGAUGAUAGCUUUGCUAUACCGGAUUAACUACCAGCAAUAUAAUUAAGUAAAAUUUAGUUUGAAGACCGCUAAGACCACGCGCGAUCCACGCGCUUCGCCCUUGACAAGGUUACUAGAAAUACUUAUCUCCCGUUAGCCCUCGCGACUUGAGUGGCGCUACUCAAAAGCCGAGCCUGCAGUAUCGGGCGGGGUUAGGAACUGGAGGCUGACCCGCCGCGAAUAUCCUGUCAUAAAGGUCCCUUCUUUAUUCUUUCUUUUCUUCUUCUUCUUCUUCUUCUCAUUCUUUCUGUAUUGUCUGGCUUAAUUUUGAAAUCUGUAUUGAAAAGCGGAUCUGCUUUUCUUUUCUGCGGCCGUAAAUUCUGUCGGGAUCUAGAUCCACAAUCUCCUUGUCCAAGAGCCAAUAUUAUGGCUCUUGCCUGGUCUUAACCUGUUUUGAUAAACGAAUGAACUCUUUUCAUCAGCUCCGCUUUUUUUUUUUUUUUAUAUUGUGCCCGUUAUGGCACGAGACCUCUAUCAAAACUUCAAUUCUGAUAGCGGAGCUCCUUGCGCGCGCGAAGCGAGCGCGAGCGGAGCACCAUAACUAAGAUAAACUACCCAUCCGAGAAAUUUUGGUUAUGACGUCAGCGUACGUCCGUCCGUACGGACUUUCCGGGUAGUGGAAAGUAGUCCGCAUGGACUCUUGGGGUAGGGGAAAGUAGAGAUUUUUUGGCGGGAAAUCCCAUGGCGCAACGUCGCGCAAUUAUAUCGCGCAACUGGUUCUGAAAAAAGAAAUUUCAAAGCAACUUAGUAAAAAGAUUUUUCGACAGAGCCUUUCUAACUUUUUAUUACAACUUACGAAAGCUAUUAUGUCAACAAACAACAGCAGAGAGAUUUUAGCGUGUAGAUGACAGGUUUUAAGCAGAGAGCAAAGAGAAGGUGAACAGCAGAGAGCAAGAGUCAACACGCGUAGAACAAGCGAAGACGAUCGCCACAGAGAGCGCGUUAGAAGUAGAAGAAGAAGACAACAUUUUAGCGAAGAAAGUCGGCAAGUAGAAAGAGUCAGAGCGAGAAGAAGGAGAGAAAAUUAUAGUGAAAAACGCCGGCAAGCAGAACGAGACAUAGCUAGAAUGAACAGACAAAGGCAACGCGAAAGAGAAAUACAAAGGCAAAGAGAACGGCAGCAACAUAAUGACAUGAUGACAGAAAGUGUUGUGUCAAUGUCACUAUGGCCUCGCGUUAUUAACAUUUUGAUUUCAAACUGAUCUCGGCAGGAAAACUCAGCCAAUCAUUUAAAAAUAAAAGCAGGGAAGACAGAGGCUUUUCACUUUUCUCACUAUAGUCACGCGUUGAUCACGCUCUACGACAGUCCAAUUUUUAUGCUCUGAUUGGUCAAAAUUUGACAGGUGAGUUCAUGCAGAAAAUUUAUACAGCAUCUUGAAUCUUGUUUACUUUGACAGCUGAAGCUGACAGAGUAUUUUGUCAACUUGUGAUGUUUUUUACUGUCUUUUCCCACUGGAUGCUUAAAAUGAAAUACAGCUGCUAUCAACAGUCUUCUUUGAUUCAUGGCUGGUUUGUUUAUUGAAUUUUUGGUUGGGAAAUGCGCCGGUUGUCAAAAUUGUAAAUCUGAUUUCGGAUGCAUCGUUUUCGUUUUUCACCUUGCUGGAUGCGGGGUUGAAAAGUCCCUCAAGCGAUUCUGGCCUUUCUUGAUAGCUUUCAAGAGCUGCAUCUCGAAUGGUAAGCCUGAGUAAUUAUUGUAUACAGUGUAUGUUUGUUUUUUUUAUAUCUAAUUUCAUGAAGUCGAGCGCAGUUUAUGAGGCUAAUUUAUGCACGUUUGUAUUAAGAUCUGAGACAAUGAUCUGAUCUAGUAUAUAUAUAAGUUUACAGAGCUUUAAAAAGCCUUUAGUCGAUAUUUUCUCUCCGCAUAUAGAAUGAAAAAACGUUUCGAAGAGUAUUUAGUUAUAAUUUUGGCUGUAGAAAGAAAGCUUUGAGCGAUUUUCUCCAGCCUCGAGUUCAUCUCUGAAAACAGUAAACACCAGGAAGCCGGCUAAAAGCUUUAGGCUUAAGCGUAAAGACUCAGGAUUUUUAGAGACGCUUUAAUACUUGUCUUCGUGAAUGAAAAUUGUUGUCUCUGUAAAUGUUUCACCGAAUUACAUUUCUUUUAUUGAUUGUUAGUAGUCUCUUGCAAUUGCUUUGCUGUUUGUUUUCGGUCGUUCACAGACAACGCUUGCAGGAGUACUCAAAAUGCCGCGCGUUUCCACAUCGUUAUAAAACCAUUAAAUAAGAAAAAAUAAACAAUAAAUUCUUUAUUAUGUUGAAGCGUAACUCUUUUAAUGUUCACUGAAAAUUUGGCGCUUGUCUAAAGUGACAACCGGGUGGNUGCUUUACCUUAAAAAUUACAAUUGUGCCAUUUAGUUUUCGUUUUUGUUUUUUUAAAGUUUUUUGUUUGAUUUAAAUAAUAAAUUUAUCUAUGGGAGCUUCGCUUUUAGCCCUGGGUAAAUCUUUUUUUUUUCUUUAGCUCUUCAGGUUUACACUUGGUUAGGGGGGGGGGGGGGGGAAGGGCCGCAUCGGGAAUUCCGAUUGCGGGAAGAAUUACAUGGGGCAGCGUUUGAAGAACCAUUUCAUCGCUAAAGUAAGCUAAUUUCCUCGACCCACCUGUAAGUUUAGAAUCUGCAAGAGGCUUCUUUGACCUCGCUUCAUAGCAAUAGAACCAGGCAACAUGCUAGUUCCACCAUUAUGAAAGUCGUGUACAUGUACUGCAUUGUUUGCCGGCUUUCGAUGAUGAAAUAGGAUCUAAGCAAUUCUCUUGCUACCGCUGCGCGUUUCCUUGAGUUUCGGUAGCGACGUAUGAUGACUAAUUCUUUGAGUCGUCAGCAAACUAAGCUCCUGAGGUCAUUUUUUUUUUUAGAAUAAAAUUGUAAUAAUUUGGUCCAGUGGGGAUUCCUAGGUUGUGAUACCAAGAAAAAUAUUGAGAAAAUCGGGAUGCCGGAUGCGGCUUUCUUUCACCUUUUCAAUCACUCGUUAAAUUAGCAAAGCAUGUGUCGUACUUUAAACGUAAAUUUUUAGUUUUUCGCUAAAUUAAAGGAUAUAAAGGCAUAGAAUAGAAGAGCACUAUCAAAGUUUAACGUUAAGAUUAAGAAACAAAAUACUCGUAGGAAAAGUCUGAGGUGAAUUUUACCCUGACAACGUGCCUUAUUGACCCCAGCAUUUGAUGCUCGCUACAGUCUCAAAAUUCGGUUUAUUUUUCAUUCGUUUUUUGAUAUUCUUUACGCGCCAUCGUGAAGAUUAGACUCUUUACUCCUACUGAUGCUAUGCUAUCAGUCGGCUAAUGAUUUAGUUUGAUAUAUUAUUAUUUUGAUAUGAUAUGUUUCGUAAACUGCCUAAAAUGAGCCUUUGUUUCAGUUUGAUGUAUUGUUAAGCAGUGCAGGUUGUUUGUUUGUUGUUGUUGUCGUUUUACAAAGCUUUUUUAAGUUUCAGAGGAAAGUGGAUUUCAGAUUCUUCUCAUGCAAGCCAACAAAAAACCGCUAAGAUUUAGCGCCGAAUUUCCCAUUUCUUUCCAUUACCAUUGGGCUUUUUUAUUAUAGCCCUCGCUCCAAUCACUUUUUUCACAGUUAGGCUUGGUUAGUUCGAGGCUCUCCCCGCAUCUCUGUACGUUUUGAGCUUUUACCAGUAUAUAACUUUUUAUCUUUGUAUCUUUUUAUUUCUUUUUAGUGCGUUCAUCGCGACCUUUCAGCCAGAAAUGUCUUCAUUGGAGAAAACCUCGUAGCCAAAGUUGGCGACUUUGGAUUGGCACGUGAUAUCUCAGAUUAUGGUAUUUACACCAAAAUAUCCAGUGUAAGUACAUGUAGCCUAGGGAACCGCUUUGAAGUGCACAAUUUU
Porites evermanni is the source of this 11330-nucleotide messenger RNA. The record is from the annotation of a GenBank genome assembly. NCBI's taxonomy places the organism in Eukaryota, Metazoa, Cnidaria, Anthozoa, Scleractinia, Poritidae.